Messenger RNA from Helicoverpa zea (corn earworm), 3224 nucleotides. Its product is annotated as transcription factor Adf-1-like. Gene Ontology annotation, molecular function: DNA binding. Gene Ontology annotation, biological process: regulation of transcription by RNA polymerase II. The transcript is spliced from 2 exons. NCBI's taxonomy places the organism in Eukaryota, Metazoa, Arthropoda, Insecta, Lepidoptera, Noctuidae. The coding region runs from base 93 to 737 and encodes 214 amino acids. Gene Ontology annotation, cellular component: nucleus; transcription regulator complex. The record is from RefSeq and is a predicted model, not a curated record.
CCGGGCGCCCGCCGCCAGUUGCCGCGGCGAACGCUAGUCGCGAGGACCGUUGUACGCGCCGCGAUUCUACUUUCAAACGUUUUGCGACCAUCAUGCCGCGAGAUACGCUCAUAUCCGACCAAACUGUUAAAAAACUUAUCGCGGAAGUCCAGAAGAGAGAGUGUCUGUGGAAUCCGCACAAUGAUCUGUACAACGACAGAUAUCAAAUGGCUAAAGCCUGGCUGGAGAUAGCGGAGUUGUUGCAACUGCCAGAAGAACGUCUUCGUGUUAAGUGGAAAUAUCUCCGUGACCUGUUUAAGAAAGAAGUCAAAAAGUCGGGCUCCGGGGCUGACUACACAGGGAAAUGGCGCCACUUUGAAAGAAUGCAGUUUAUUGACAUCACUAAGGUCAACGGAGAAUCUGAAGACAGAGAGAGUACCAAUAUCAGUCGUGUUACAACAAAGAAAGAAGUUGAUGAUGAAUUUGAAUACGAAGUUGAAGAGGAAGAACCAGUAGGAACUAACGAAGUAGAAGUGUAUCUAGAGGAGGGCUACUCAGGCGAUCACAUCCCGGAGAAACGAGCAAAGCUCUCGUCAGACGAAGAUUACGAUGUAAUGUUCUUAAAGUCUCUGGCCCCGUUUUUCAGACAGCUGGAACCAAUGAGGAAGUUGGUAGUGAGAAGUAAAAUGCAGGACAUGUUGUUGAAUGAAAUGGCUGCGCAGUCGUCUGCAAGUCACCUCCAUAACAAUAAGAGUUAGUGGUAGUAAUUGACUGGAGUCUUGAAGGAACAUAUAGAGAGGAUACUGACAAAUUGAGCGGGACUGCCCGAAGAAUGUUCAGGAAAAUGUGGUAAAUUACAAUAACGGUAGACCGAUGAUUUGAAGAAGGUGACGGGCAGUGAAUGGAUACGGGCUGCCUAUGACCGGGAUGGUCGGCACUCAUUGGGUGAGGCCUACGUUCAGCAGGAGAUGGCAUUGAUGAAGGUGAAUGAGAAUGUGACUUUUCAUGCCAUCUAAAAAAAGUGAACAAGCCAAGACGUUCAGUCUGUUCAAAGCGAACAUUGAUAAUUGAUCUCUCUAAUAGACAAUUACAUGGAUGGAAGACCAAUUACGUUUAGAUAAUUACAUAGAAUCCCACGGUGUGGUAACGUGUCAUGGCAGAUAUGUUUUGUCCACGCAGUGUGACUGUUAAGCUGCGCUUACGCUAGGAGAGCCGAGCACGAGCGGAGCACGAGCCGAACACAAUUCGUCUAGUGUGGACCAACUUACAAGCCUCUAACGAGUGCGCUGCGAGCAUUUCGUUCGUGCUCGGCUGCGUUCCGCCUGUUGUCGGUUUUUGACGAACACAAAGGGAUUUGCUAACAGUGAUCGUUGUAGGUUCGUUGUACGUCCACACUUGACUUCGCGAACGACAAGCCGAACGGCUCCUCCGCUUGUGCUUCGCUCGUGCUUGGUUCGUCUAGCGUACCUGCUCCUACCUACCUGCUGUCUAACUCUAACUCUGCUGCUGAAUAACGUUUAUAGUUCAGUAGCCAAAAUUUUACUGAGUUUUGGGGGUUCUAUAAUAGAACUGUGUCAGCCACCAAGACGUGAUGUUUUGAAAUAGUAAUAUCAGUUUUGUUAUUGUAUCUAGGAUGAUGAAGACUGACUAAUGUACCAACUGAAGGAUACAAUUCUUCACCGGUGCUGAUGUAGGUUAAGUUAAAGAUAUUGUUUUAAGUUAUCGUUACUGUAUAGUGUAUACUAAUGCUUACCAGUAGCGAACAAUUUUAUUAUUAGCUAUCCGUUGUGCAAAUUCUUCUCCCUUGCAUACCUAAUUAAUUUUUAAUGUUGACAAUUUUUUGACAAAUGUGAUUUUUCAAAAUGAUAGCCACAGAUCUCCUGUGUACCAAACCUUUUUUCUCAUUAAAUGUCAUUGUAUAAAACCAGUACAAAAAUAUAAGGAUUUAUAAAUAUAAUUUAUACAAAAUUAUAAAUAUGUAUGUAUGUAUAAUUUAUUAAUAUCAUAAACAUCUGAUUAAAUGAUUUGACGGAAAUUAUAAGUUACUUACUAGAAAAUAUUUGCUCGAUGGCCUGCGAGACGGCGAUAGUCUAAAUUAAUCAGUGUAUGACAAAAACACCCUCAUCGACGUUCUUAAUGAAAGUCAGUUAAAAACUAAAACCGGACCCUUCUAGCAGCUAAUGAAGUAGGUAGGUAGGUACUAGGAUACCAAACUUUCGUUUGAUUUGCAUUGCUAAACACCGGCGGGAUUUCGCUCUCCGCCUACAAGGCAUACUUAACUACCUGCCUGACUAUGAGUCUGCCGGGGCUGAUUGUUCCAAAGAGUUCCUGCCACCCUGGUGCAUAAAGGGCUCCAGGAAUAAAGUUUCGUUUUAGUCAGUAAAUAAAGUCUGGCACUCCUCGCUGACGAAUAGCGGCAUUUGAUGAUUAUUUGAUGAUUUUCCACGUAAAUGGUCUGACUAUGUGACCAAACUACGCUGCUUAAAGCUGAGAUAUGAAUAGGUAGUUGAUACAAAGAAGCUUUUAAAACUGGAGACCAAUAUAGGGGAGAUUUAGAGUUUUCAAAAUUGUCUUGUAUUUUAUGUUUAACUGUCAACAUUUUUAAAGCACCCAGGUUUUCCUAAUCAAAGAGUGUAGUUUACUCGUAUUGUUAAAAUUGUUACCAAUAUAAGAAGAUUACGGAAAUUAAAUACAUAAUUAGAAAAAUUAUUUAUUUUUUACAUAGUUAAGUCACCGUGUAAUCCUACUUAUAUUAUAAAUGUGAAAGUUUGUGAGAAUGUAUGGAUGUCAUGUUUGUUAUUCAAUCACGCAAAAACGGCUGGACCGAUUUGAUUGAAAUUUGGUAUGUAGAUAGGUGAUACUCUGGAUUAACAUAUAGGCUACUUUUUAUCAACACACCACGCGGGCGAAGCCGCUGGCGGAAGCUAGUAAAUUAUAUAAUAGGUAGCUGACUAUGUAGUAGAAGUUAAGCACAGAUUACAAUAAUUUGAUACCAUUCGAAAAUUGUAUAGGUUAGUGUGUACUUUACCUAAGUACAUAAAAAGAGUAUCUAUUUCAAUGUUUAAUAGAUAAUGUUUCAGUUGACUUUACAAUAAUUUUAUAUAUAGUGUCAGUGUAGGUACACCAACACCAUAAUGCAGGCUAAGCUAAAGUUAAGUUACGUGAUUGUUUUAACGAUAAAAGUGAGAUAACUUUAAAGAUCUAAAUUAUUUAACAAAUACAAAAUUAAAGUACAAUCAAAUGGC